This is a messenger RNA of Rosa chinensis, 3085 nucleotides long. Its product is annotated as endonuclease MutS2. Lineage: Eukaryota; Viridiplantae; Streptophyta; Magnoliopsida; Rosales; Rosaceae. The transcript is spliced from 20 exons. Gene Ontology annotation, biological process: mismatch repair; negative regulation of DNA recombination. Gene Ontology annotation, molecular function: ATP-dependent DNA damage sensor activity; mismatched DNA binding; ATP binding. The record is from RefSeq and is a predicted model, not a curated record. Bases 101 to 2506 code for a protein of 801 amino acids.
CAUCAACAGAACUAUGAAGCCAUCAUCAAUUCAUGGAGCGAAUAAUCCCGGCAAGUCGUAACCGUCUCUAACCGACUCCGAUCAGCACAGAAACCAAGAAAUGCUCUCCUCCGCCGCCGCCCUAUUCGGCAACCCCAUCUCCCUCACUCUCACUCCUCCUCCUCCUCCUCCUCUCACUCUCUCUCUUCACUUCAAGAACCGCGCUUUCCUCACUCGCUUCUCAAUCUCAGCCAACCAUGACUCUAUCAAGUCACAGGUCCAUCUCGACAGUCUUCGGGUUUUGGAAUGGGAUAAGCUCUGCGAUUCCGUCGCCGGCUUCGCUCGUACUCCGUUAGGCCGCGAAGCCACCAAGGCAAAGCUAUGGUGUUUGAGCCAGACCUACGAAGAAAGCUUGAGGCUUCUGGACGAAACCAAUGCCGCGGUUGAGAUGCUCAAGCACGGCGCUUGCAGUUUGGAUUUUGGCGGUGUUAAAGUCGUUUUGGUGGAAUCUGCUAUACAACGUGCUCGGAGGAGCUCAGCGGUGGAAGGAAUCGAAGCGGUAGCUGUGAUGGAGCUGCUGCAGUACGCAGAGCAUUUGCAGAGUAAUCUGAAAGGUGCAAUCAAGGAAGAUGCGGAGUGGUACAGGCGAUUUAUGCCUCUUUCGGAAGUGAUAAUGGGAUUUGUGGUAAACCGAUCACUAGCUAAGCUGAUACAGCAAGUUAUAGAUGAAGACGGCCGUGUUAAAGACUCUGCGAGUCCAAACCUGAAACGUUUACGCAAUCAAGUUCGGACGCUUGAGAAAAAGAUAUAUCAGUUAAUGAACAGCCUAGUCCGGAAUGACAAGAGUGUAACACCACUUCUGGAAGUGAGUACCGUUGAUGGAAGGUGGUGCAUAAAAUCCAGUGCUAAUGAAAUGACAAGUUUCAAGGGUCUACUGUUGCCCAGUGGUUCAGGCAAAGGAAGCAUUGUUGAGCCAUUAUCUGCUGUCCCUCUGAACGAUGAAUUACAACAAACAAGGGCACUAGUAUCAGAGGCUGAGGCGGAGGUUCUCUCUAUGUUAACAGAAAAGAUGCAAAUGGAUCUUGAGAAUAUUGAACAGCUAUUAAACAGUAUUAUUGAACUGGAUGUGGUGAAUGCCCGAGCAACUUAUGGCCUAGCAUAUGGAGGAACAUGUCCCAAUAUAUAUCUCCCAGGAGGUCAUAGUUCUUCUGCGAGUGAUGCCUACAUUUCUGGGAACAAACAUCCACAGGCAUCCUAUUCCAAAAAAAGUGGAUGGGUGUUGUAUCUGCCGAAAGCUCAUCAUCCUUUAUUACUGCAACAGCAUAGACAAAAUUUAAAGAAGGCCAGGAAGGAUUCCAAGAAUGUGACUCUGGUUCACCCAGUUCCAGUUGAUUUUUUUAUCACACAGAAAAUUCGAGUUUUGGUUAUCACUGGCCCUAAUACAGGGGGAAAAACCAUUGGCCUGAAGACUGUAGGAUUAGCAGCUAUGAUGGCAAAAUCAGGUCUUCAUGUUUUAUGUUCUGAGUCGGUACACAUCCCUUGGUUUGAUUCAGUGUUUGCUGACAUUGGUGAUGAACAAUCCCUGUCUCAAUCUCUGUCCACAUUCUCGGGCCACCUAAAACAUAUAAGCGACAUACAAUUGCAGUCAACAAGUUGCUCACUCGUGCUACUAGAUGAGGUCGGUGCGGGAACAAACCCCCUUGAAGGAGCAGCGCUGGGGAUGUCACUAUUGGAAUCUUUUGCUGAAACUGGUGCUUUGUUGACAAUUGCCACAACACAUCAUGGUGAACUCAAAACCCUGAAAUACAGCAAUGACGCCUUUGAAAAUGCAUGUAUGGAGUUUGAUGAAGUGAACUUAAAGCCCACUUACAGAAUUCUCUGGGGAGUACCAGGGCGUUCAAAUGCAAUCAAUAUAGCUGAAAGGUUGGGACUACCUGGUAGAGUAGUUGAUAAUGCCCGAGAACUGUAUGGUGCAGCUAGUGCAGGGAUAGAUGAGGUUAUAGUUGAUAUGGAACGGUUAAAGCAGGAGUAUCAAGAGCUUUUAUAUGAAGCACAGAAUCAUCUGACGAUCUCAAGAGAGUUGCAUGAGAAACUGUUGGUUGCCAAAAGGAAGAUUAUGGAACAUGGUAAUGAUCAAAGAUUUAGGCAAAUGCGAGAAAUAUCUGAGGCUGCUGCAAUGGCACGAUCUAUUCUUCACAAAAAAGCUCGAAAGCAACGCGAAUCUGCAAUUCAAUCUCUGCAGCCUACUUUGGAGCGAAAAAGACAGCUUGCAUUGGCAACAAAUGCAACUGAUAAUGGUGAGAAUUCAACCACAAAAAGAAGGGUAUCCUCUUCUGAAGAUGUUAAAAAAUCGCCAUCAGAUUAUGUUUCAGAUAAGUUUGAGCUUCCCAAGGUUGGCAAUAUGGUGUUUGUUUCUUCGCUUGGAAAGAAGGCGACAGUUUUGAGAGUGGAGCCAUCUAAGGAGGAAAUUUUGGUUCAAGCUGGUAACAUAAAGAUGAAACUGAAACUAGGUGACAUCAAGACGUGACCGGUAGGAAUAGUUGUUACAUGUAAAUGUCAUCGAUGAUGUAAAUGAAAAGGAUUACUGCCUAGUGCCUGCAUAAGCACACAUUAAUGGGAUUUUUGUCAAGUGUUGCCAUAUGUUGUAUACCAUCAUCAGUGGUGCAGUCGGGAAAGAGAGAAGGCUAAAACAUCCAAAGCAUCAGGAAAAUAUGUACAGAGCUCAGUGAUUCUUAUUAACUGCCAAGAAGUAUGCUGAUUUUAGGCCCAAGGCAGACAGAUCGGAAGGCCGAAAGGGAGAGAGACACAGAAAAUUAGGAAUUUUUUUUUCUUCAACUUGAUAGCUUGUAAUGAAUCCCAGCAAUAAGGUUGUGUGGUUAAAACUUAAAACCCACGUGAACCUCAUAAAUUUAAUGUCAUGAGUCAUGACUAGUGAAGAAUGGGACAUGGAACCGAAAGAGCGGUGCAUUUCUGGCCUUUGUUAUUUUGGUUUGGGAAAUCGCAUCUUCUUGUUGACUUUAGUGCUCGUAAACCGUGAGAACUAGAUCAAGCCAAGUAUUCUACCCUGUAACCUUUCUUCUUCAUUCAUUUUCUGGGGUAGUUCACA